GAGAAAUUUAUCCUUUACUGCCGUCAGUGAGCAUCUUGGAGCCGUUUUGGACAGCUCUCUAGUGAUCGACGGGAUGGACAGUCAAAUUGGCAACCAGCGCGUGGUCCUACCCGGCAGCGGCUGGCUGUAUAGAGCCGCAUCGCAAUGGAGCCGAUUGCAAUUCGAUUCUCGUUCUCUAUCCAGGAUGCCCGCGCUCGCGAUUACAAUCGACUACUUUGGCCUCAAGGCAGAAUACAUGAAGAUCCACAGGGAACAAGCUGGCGACUUCCUCGAGACGAUCCUUGCUGAGGAUCUCACAACACUUGACUUCUCGCCUCCGAGGCAGGUCUGGCUCGUCGAUUGGGAGCACGCUCGACUCAUGUGCUACUGGAAGUCGAAGGGUGACGAUGGGUUACGGGUCAUCAAACAUCUACGGUCAAGGACCCAAGCAGUGCGCAAGGAUCCCGCACUCCUUCAGGUUUUGAACAUCGCGCGAAUUCAAGUGGUACCACACGCAAGCCUACCUGCGUCUCGUGUACCUCGGACUCCUGACGCCAAUGCUACUGUUUCGAAGUCAGCCGAGCUUCUCGUCAGGGGACUGUCUACCGCCAAUCCCGGACAUCCUUCAGAUGUGCAGGCCGCGCGCAACGAAGCCCUAGCUGACAAGACACGUACCCUCAAUGUCCCUGCGCCAGGCAACGGCUCCCUUAACAUGAUGGCAGGAAGGCCCAUCAAAGUCGAAGUCGAUGCUGCGACCGCCUUCCACAGCAUCUCUGCGGAGCUCGGACACGCUCAGGCGGACUCUAUGGACGCCGGAAGUAUCCGCCGUGGAUUCCAACCCACCACGCAGUCGCCCGUGCCGGUCAAGACCGAGCAAAUGGAGGAAGAGGUUGUAUUGCAACAGUCCACGGGGACUCUCGUCGGGUACGACAGCACACAGCCGGAGCAUGCCAUCCACAAGGUCGAGCCAUCCCAUCGCGGUGAAUUGGAGGACACAGCGGAAGCGAACCUGCAACGGGAGAUCAGGAAGUCCGAACUAGGCGAGCUGCAGCUCGUCAAAGAUUGUACACACUGGCUCCGUGGGAUCAACGACACGCGUGACCGCUUGCGUUGCUUGAGGGAGGAGAAUAGCCGCUUCCGCGCGAUACAUGCGAGCAAUAUUGCAGAUGAAACGCGGAUGCUGCACAGUAUCCGCGCUGUUGAGCGGGAUCUGGGUCUUUUGCGGCGGUAGACAUCGCAGCCCAAAUACGAGAGGUUUCGGUGCUGUCGACAUCGUAUCUUCUUGUACCCUAGACUACGACGCCUCCGAUCUUCAGAUCUAAAUUGUUCAUUGAUCGCUCGGAACAACUCUGUGUGAGCGUAUUGAAUAAUACAUUCGUGGUUCACAUUGC
Molecule: messenger RNA, 1370 nt
Organism: Fomitopsis serialis
Lineage: Eukaryota; Fungi; Basidiomycota; Agaricomycetes; Polyporales; Fomitopsidaceae
Exons: 8
Coding region: 74-1210 (378 amino acids)
Source: RefSeq, a predicted model, not a curated record